Molecule: messenger RNA, 2416 nt
Organism: Oncorhynchus mykiss (rainbow trout)
Lineage: Eukaryota; Metazoa; Chordata; Actinopteri; Salmoniformes; Salmonidae
Product: tropomyosin alpha-4 chain
Source: RefSeq, a predicted model, not a curated record
ACUGGGUGUGGCGCAAGCCGGAAGUGGGUUGAAAAGGAAAGAGAAGGGGAACCGAGCCGGCAUAGUGAUUUGGAGACAGGGGAGGGAGAGACUGGACCGCACAGCACAUCUCUUGUCAAGGCAAUUUUUUAUUCGUUUGUUUGAAUGAGUUUAAAUUAGAACCGCGCGCAAUUGAAAGAAAUCCCCCCCCCAUUUUCGAAAGCGGAAGCCAAUGAAUUAGGACAACUCCAGCUGAAGUCCGAAGUUCUAAGAAACGUUUUAGAGAAGGAAAAAUCUAACUAGGCUUAGCCUACGCUCGCAAACAAGACAAUGUCUGGAAACAACAGCAUCGACGCGGUUAAGCGAAAGAUUAAAGUUUUACAGCAACAGGCAGAUGAAGCCGAAGAAAGAGCAGAAAUUCUUCAGAGACAGGUCGAGGUGGACAAAACAUCAAGAGAACAGGCUGAGGCUGAGGUUGCUUCCCUGAACCGGCGUAUCCAGCUGGUUGAGGAGGAGUUGGACAGGGCCCAGGAGCGACUGGCCACUGCUCUGCAGAAACUGGAGGAGGCAGAGAAGGCUGCGGACGAAAGUGAGAGGGGCAUGAAGGUGAUUGAGAACCGAGCCCUAAAGGAUGAGGAAAAGAUGGAGCUACAGGAGAUCCAGCUGAAAGAGGCCAAGCACAUUGCUGAGGAGGCCGAUCGCAAGUACGAGGAGGUGGCUCGUAAGCUGCUGAUCAUCGAGGGGGAUCACGAGCGCACAGAGGAGAGGGCAGAGCUUGCUGAGGCCAAAGCCAGGGCCCUGGAGGAGGAGCUGAGGGGUUUUGACCAAUCUCUGAAGUCCCUGCAGGCCUCUGAAGACCAGUACUCCCAGAAGGAGGACAAGUAUGAGGAAGAGAUUAAGAUCUUGACUGACAAGCUCAAAGAGGCUGAGACUCGUGCUGAGUUUGCUGAGAGGUCUGUGGCCAAGCUGGAAAAGACCAUUGAUGAUCUGGAAGAGAGACUGGCCAAUGCCAAGGAGGAGAACCUCAAGAUCCAUGCCACCCUGGACCAGACUUUGCAGGACCUCAACAGCUUCUAAGAACCCCCAGAUGGACUCUCCCAAAAACCACCUUCCUCCACUUAUCCCUCUGCCGACCUUUGCUUUCCACCUCUCUCUCAUUCAGUCUCUCAUUCCUCCUCGCUCUGCUGUAGUGGAGGGUAGGAAAAAUCCCCACUGGAGGGUGCCAAAACCACUAUUUACAAUGACACCUUUAUUCUCAACAGCAUUGAUUUUUCUUGUUAAACUUUAGGUUUUCAAUGUGACAUCUUGCGGAAGCUCUUGCCUUUAUCCAUUGGAAUGGUGUUUAAUAGGGUAAUAGUUUAAUUGUGUGGUCUAUUAUUCUAUCUUGCUUGUGUGGUCGAUUAUUCUAACUUCUCCUUGUUGGAAUGGGGCUAGCAUGACUGCCUUUAAGGAUUUAUUGGCAAGUUAACAAGAACAUGGUUAGGCCACUCAUCCAUUAUAGCCCAUUAGAAAAAGGGGGGAAUGGGGCACUUUUUUUUUUUUUUACCAGCCAUUUACUACAUGUGAUUAUUUACUCCUGUCCUGCUGUUGUAUACUCUGGCCUGGCUCUAUUUUGUUCGCUAGCACCUUCCCCUAACACCUAAUCCCUGAAUGUUCACAGAUCUGAAAAGGGUAAACAAGAUGGAGUAAAUGCCACUUGGCCUAUCAGAGGGAUGGGUCAUUUCCACAUUGCUUAGGCCUAUGCAGUCCUUUCUGACAAGUUAACACCAAAAAGGGUUAGUGGAUAGGGUACAGAAUGUAACUGGCUUUCUGUCCUCCUAUAUCCCUCAUUUUUGCCUACUUUACACCAAUACGGUUUGGGACCAAAACCACACUGGGUGGUGUUUUUCCUAUUCCUUAGGUAUUUGUUUGUGUGCCUGAUAUUUUGUUUUAUCCCACUUAAACAAUAGCCACUAUCACAAGACAAUGCUGCACUUGUAUGACACUAAUUAUUUGGCUGCGUUUACAUGGGCAGCCCAAUUCUGUUUUUUCCACUAAUUGGUCUUUUGACCAAUCAUAACAGAUCUUUCAAUAUUAGCUCUUUUUCCAAGCUGAUCUGAUUUGGUCAAAAUACAAAUCAGUGUGAAAAAUAUUAGGUUUGGGCUGCCUGUUUCAACAGCCUUUUUAGUUUGACAGGUUUAUGGUGAAGUUCUUGGGUUAACAAAAAUCAAUGGCUAUCACCUUGCCAGUACCAUGCCAAUUCUAGAAAAUGGGUGGGGGAUCUGAUUAGUGUGACGUAAAACCUAUACAAUUUUAGUAGGGGAUUAAACUAAAACACCAAAAAUUAACUCAAUGUUUUAACUGGAAACUCACUGUGUAUAACCACUUUGUUUGUCUUGUUCCAUUGUAAUGACUUUUGAUGUUGAAUAAAGACCAUGAUUUUUACUGCCAUACUAAA